CUUCAGAAAAUGAUCAACCAGCUUCUAAGACUGAACUUGGAGGUGUGUCUGCAGAUUCUUUGAGGAGCUGAAAGCUGGAAUAAAGGGAAAUACUGGAAAAUGAUGAACAUAAAGAACUGAAUAUUUGGGUCUCGAGACAGGCACCACCUGAACAUGUGGAUGUUGCCAAGCACUGGACCGGGACGCGCGCGCCUUCAUCACCAUCAUCCUCAUCAUCCUCCUCAUUUGCCGGAUCUCCUCAGGAUUUUUACACUACAAAGCAAAUCAGAAAGCGCCUCUCGGAGCUCGACGCUGCUCUCCGUCCGGACACUGUGGACCUUCUUCUCCACUGCAGGCGAUCUCUCUGACUCCUCUGGUCCGGCGGGGGCUGCGAUGGCCGACGAGACUCGCCCUUCAGCCAAAGACUCUCCCUUCUCCAUCAGGAACCUCCUGACCUGCGACAGUAAAGCCCCCGCUAACCCCCCUAACCCGGCCAAGGCGGGCCUGGACACGGCGCUGUCCAUCUCCAGGCUGGGGGACUUCGCCUUCCCCCGCUUCGAGCGGUUUGGAUUAGCUGGUCAGUGCUUGGAGAGGAGUCCGGCCUGGUGGUGGUGCUACCCGUACACACUCAACUCUCCCGGACACCUACACACAGCGGCGGUCUCAGAGCGGCCGAUCAGACCCCCCUCGCCCUCCCCCACGGACCAGAGCUCCCCAGAGCCACGCACCAAAGAAGAGGAGGAAGAGGAAGAGGAGGAGGAAGAAGAGGAGGCGGCGCAGGAGGAGGUUCAGGAGGAGGAGAAGAGACCAAGCCGCAAGAAGAAAACGCGCACAGUGUUCUCUCGCAGCCAGGUGUUCCAGCUGGAGAGCGCGUUCGACGCUAAGCGCUACCUGAGCAGCUCUGAGCGCGCGUGCCUGGCGUCCAGCCUCCACCUGACGGAAACUCAGGUGAAGAUCUGGUUCCAGAACCGCAGGAAUAAGUGGAAGCGGCAGCUUGCGGCGGAGCUGGAGGCGGCGAACGCGCAUCAUCACCACCAUCAUCAUCAUCAACAGCAGCACAGGAUCGUCCGCGUGCCUGUGCUGUACAGAGAGAGUUCAGAAAGCGCGCGAGGGGGGGCGAACGGAGGGGGUGUAGGAGGGGGGGUUGGGCAGCCCUUACUGUUCCCUUACUACCCCCAUCCCAUAAUGCCCAGCGUGCCACUGCUCAGGCCCGUUUAGCCCUGACUUUAUUAUUAUUAUUAUUAUUAUUAUUAUUAUUAUUUGGGGUUAACAAAAAAAUGCACAGGCAGCAACAACAACAACAGUAAUAGUAAUAUCAAUUGUUAUUAUUACUAUUGUUUAUUAUUAUUAUUAUUAUUAUUAUUAUUAUUAUCAGUGCAGUUAGUUUAUGCUAACCCACAUUUUGACAGAAUAACGGAAACAUAAGAAUUACACAAAUUCGCGUUUCUUAAAUGAUGAUUCUAGAUUUAUUGUUUUAUUUUUAUUUUUAAUAUUAUUUUUUAUUUUUAAUUGCCCCAUCAGUGUAUGCGUGUGUGUGUCUGGGACAAUCGCUCACUGAGGCCUGUUUGGUACUUUAAGCCUUUUCUACAGAGAGACUGGAUUUUACGGGACAGACUGUGACGGGCUUUGAUCUCUUCACUGUAAAUAAAUAUACAGAUGUUGUAAAUAAUCCGCAGAUAUGAGUUGUUCUGUAUAUGAGCAGAGUUUUGAUAUUGUACUGCUGUAAUAAACGGAUCCACUGAC
This is a messenger RNA of Colossoma macropomum (tambaqui), 1722 nucleotides long. RefSeq names its product homeobox protein HMX3-A-like. The record is from RefSeq and is a predicted model, not a curated record. The coding region runs from base 154 to 1197 and encodes 347 amino acids. The transcript is spliced from 4 exons. Lineage: Eukaryota; Metazoa; Chordata; Actinopteri; Characiformes; Serrasalmidae. Gene Ontology annotation, cellular component: nucleus. Gene Ontology annotation, biological process: regulation of transcription by RNA polymerase II. Gene Ontology annotation, molecular function: DNA-binding transcription factor activity, RNA polymerase II-specific; RNA polymerase II transcription regulatory region sequence-specific DNA binding.